Molecule: messenger RNA, 1773 nt
Organism: Anopheles coustani
Lineage: Eukaryota; Metazoa; Arthropoda; Insecta; Diptera; Culicidae
Product: damage-control phosphatase ARMT1-like
Exons: 5
Coding region: 313-1653 (446 amino acids)
Biological process (GO): DNA damage response
Cellular component (GO): nucleus; cytoplasm
Molecular function (GO): phosphatase activity
Source: RefSeq, a predicted model, not a curated record
CACAUAAACAAACUUUUCAAUUGGUUGCGUUGAAUCGUUUCGCUAAAAGGAAAUUACUCUCGAAAGGGUUAUCAGAUAACGCCAUUGGUGUAGUUUUCAGUCAACGCAGAACGUGUUAGUAAUUUAGUUUGCUUGUUGUUUCAUGCUGCCAGCAUAACGUGAGAGGCCUCUGAGGAUUACGAACUCAUUUGCUAACUAGUUGAGCACCAAUCUGUAGAGGAUUUGCUGUACAAUUGGCAUCGUUGAUAGUGUUGUUUACAUUUCACUUCAUUUCUACCUCUACCGCUACGUUAUCAAUAUCAUCAAAACAAAAUGAGUGAGUUAACUACCAAGUACAACAUAAUCGAUGAAAAACCUCCGUUCAACGCGCCCCUCAAGGCCCAGUACAAACUAGGAUUUGGUUACUACACCAUGCGCGAACGAUUACCCGUUAUACUAACCCAGGUGAUUGAUCAGCUAUCAAAGGACAAGGAACAGAUAGCUGAAAAUUUUGGUGGCGAAACGACCCGGGACGAGCUAAAGGCGGCAAUCGGUGAAAUAUCCAAGCUGAAAUACGAACUGCAGACGGAUAAAGAUUUCCGGCCAAUACGCACCGACGUCGGCGACGAGACGGUAUGGAACCGAUUCAUCGACGGGCUAGGGCAAGACAAUUCCUAUUUCUCUGCCUGUUGGUUGUACGCGGAAACGUAUAUGUAUCGUCGUUUGAACAACAUUUUUGAAAACACAACCACUAUUCGAAAGCUGGACUAUUUCCAGCAGCAGAAGCAUAAGGCGUUGACCAACUCGUACGAUGCCAUGGUGGCGGUGCUACGUUCGAUUGAGGCGUUUAACAAUGAGCCGAGAAAAGAAGAAGAAAUCGGAUCCUUCUUCCAAAAGCUUUUAAAACUAAAUCUUUGGGGCAAUCGAUGCGAUCUCUCAAUCAGCGCCGGGCAGGAUGUGAAGCAAGAUGGUGACCCGUUCAGCCUUCUUGAGUCUCUUGACCAGUGCAUCGUAAGCGAUCAUACGCAAGACAUUUGGCACUGUCUAUCUACAGCUUCGCCGAAUGAAAACGAAGCAUCCCAGGUAGUGGAAAUUAUUAAUGACAAUUCCGGCUACGAACUGUUCACGGACCUCUGCCUUGCCGACUACAUAGUGCGCCACAGGUUGGCGCCGAAGGUUUGUUUCAACGUGAAGGCCAUUCCGUGGUACAUAUCCGAUGUUACGCCAAAAGACAUGCACUGGACGCUGGACACCCUGGCGAACCAUGAGGCGGAGCCAUUACUGGCCCAGUUCGGGGCACGACUUAAGCAACACUUCGAAACCGGUGCCUUUGAGAUGCGUGAGGUGGACAAUUUUUGGACCUCACCGUACGAAUUCUAUCGCAUGCGCGACAUCGCACCGGCGCUGUACGAUACACUGUCCCAGGCAAAACUUCUCAUAUUCAAGGGUGACCUGAACUAUCGAAAGCUGCUAGGCGACUUCAAUUUCCCUUAUACGACUCCAUUCGUCGAGGCAUUGCGGGGAUUUGUACCGACUAACUUGUGCACGCUACGCACCGUUAAGGCGGACCUCAUAUGUGGCCUACCUGAAGGACUGGCGCAGGAAUUGGAUAAGAAAGACGCUUCUUGGAUGGUCACUGGAGAGUAUGGUGUGAUACAAUUUGCAGGCAAAUAGAAAACUGCGUUCUAACAUGGUUUAAAAACUUUUGUGUACUAAUAUAUUUACUCGUUGUUACGAUUCAGUUUUUUUGACUAGGUUUUAAACGGGAAUAAACUAUCAUUUUGUUAUCUGAAA